AUGACGGGGAAAGCCGGGGAAGCGCUGAGCAAGCCCAAAGCCGAGACAGUGGCCAAGAGUACCUCGGGGGGCGCCCCGGGCAGGUGCACCGGGUUUGGCAUCCAGGAGAUCCUGGGCUUGAACAAGGAGCCCCCCAGCUCCCACCCGCGGGCUGCCCUCGACGGUCUGGCCCCCGGGCACUUGCUGGCUGCGCGCUCCGUGCUCAGUCCCGCAGGAGUGGGCGGCAUGGGGCUACUGGGGCCCGGGGGGCUCCCCGGUUUCUAUGCACAGCCCACCUUCCUGGAAGUGCUGUCCGACCCGCAGAGCGUCCACUUGCAGCCGCUGGGCAGAGCGUCGGGGCCUCUGGACACCAGCCAGACGGCCAGCUCGGAUUCUGAAGAUGUUUCCUCCAGCGACCGAAAAAUGUCCAAAUCGGCUUUAAAUCAGACCAAGAAACGGAAGAAGCGGCGACACAGGACAAUCUUUACCUCCUACCAGCUAGAGGAGCUGGAGAAGGCAUUCAAUGAGGCCCACUAUCCAGACGUCUAUGCCCGGGAGAUGUUGGCCAUGAAAACAGAGCUCCCUGAAGACAGGAUACAGGUCUGGUUCCAGAACCGAAGAGCCAAGUGGAGGAAGCGGGAGAAGUGCUGGGGCCGGAGCAGCGUCAUGGCGGAGUACGGGCUCUACGGGGCCAUGGUGCGCCACUCCAUCCCCCUGCCGGAGUCCAUCCUCAAGUCCGCCAAGGAUGGCAUCAUGGACUCCUGCGCCCCGUGGCUGCUGGGGAUGCACAAAAAGUCGCUGGAGGCGGCAGCCGAGUCGGGGAGGAAGCCCGAGGCGGAGCGUCAGGCCCUGCCCAAGCUCGACAAGAUAGAGCCGGAGGAGCGGGGUCCCGACGCCCCGGCCGCCAUGUCCCAGGAGGAACUGAGGGAGAACAGCAUCGCCGCGCUCCGAGCCAGAGCGCAGGAGCACAGCACCAAAGUGCUGGGGACUGUGUCCGAGCCCGACAGCCUGGCCCGGAACGGCGAGGAGCCGGAGCAGGAGGAGGCCCCGGACGAAGACAGGCCAGCGGAGAAGCUGAGUCCGCUGCAGCUCGAGGACAUGGCUUAG
Mesoplodon densirostris (Blainville's beaked whale) is the source of this 1086-nucleotide messenger RNA. It is a transcript of the gene VSX2, whose product is annotated as visual system homeobox 2. Gene Ontology annotation, cellular component: nucleus. Gene Ontology annotation, molecular function: DNA-binding transcription factor activity, RNA polymerase II-specific; sequence-specific double-stranded DNA binding. The transcript has 5 exons. Lineage: Eukaryota; Metazoa; Chordata; Mammalia; Artiodactyla; Ziphiidae. The record is from RefSeq and is a predicted model, not a curated record. The coding region runs from base 1 to 1086 and encodes 361 amino acids. Gene Ontology annotation, biological process: regulation of transcription by RNA polymerase II.